CGGAUGAGCCCAGGAUCCGCUCGAACGUAGCGGCUGGCUGAAAUAUAGGGCCCCUGCUGACGCUGUGCGAGGACGACGAGGCUGGGGAAUAUGCAAAGGGCAGAGGGCACCUCGCCAUGCCUGUGGCGCACGCAGAAUUUAGACCCGCCACGUCCCACCGAAUCGGCAGCAGACACUUGUGCGUGCGAGGGGCGCUCAUAAAGUGGACUCUCGCCGAAUCCUCCUCCUGCUCCUGCUGAUGCUGCUGCUGGUCCCGUCGCGCCAUCAUCCUCUCAUCGAUGCAGACGAAGACGAAGACGAAUACGAAAGAAUCUGAGCCGGGCCGAUCGGCUCUACCCUUCCUCCUCCACUUCGUCCGGUUCUCGCCGCUGGCACUCGGUCCAUCAUCAGGACACACGUCGCUAGACAAGAACAAGAUCCGCGAGAGCAGCAGAGCGCGAGCGAGCGAGAUCGAGCUUGGAAAAUCUGCACAAAUUCCCCACGGGCUCGCGUUUCUUCUCCUCCUUCUUCUUCUUCAUCUUCUCCGCAUCCGAAUUUAAGUUGUUGCUGCCGAUGCCCGAAAUGGGUGUGCGGUCGACUAGCAUGGCGGUGGCUUCCGUCCUGUCCACGCCUGAGGCUGCGGCCGCUGAUUUGCACCCGAGCACAGGGCCGAUAAUAUUAUAUUAAUGGAGUCCUGCGGCCACGGCUGGCAGACGAAGCACGGAAAGGGGAGAGGGCGAGGAGGCAGUGCAGGCGGAGAGAUGGCGCUGGAUCGGCAGAGGGGAGCUGCAGCCAUUGCUAUUGCUGCUGCGGGAGCCGGAGCCUGGUGAAGUGCAGGGGCCGGGGCAGUGGCUCGCGGUAGAUCAGAGCAGGAAAGAGCAGAGCAGAGCAGAGGAGAGGAGAGGAGAGGGAGAGGAGAAUAAGAGAUCGGGUGGGGGGCAUUGGCGGAGGCUGCAAGCCAUGGAUCCCCUGGACGAGGCGAUCAAGCUGGUGGUGCUGCUGCGCGAUGUGGAGGCGGUGUGCGAGAAGAAGCGCCACAGCGCGGAGGCGAUGCGCGAGCUCGGGCUCUUCGUCGGGAGCCUGAAGCAGGCCUUCGAGUUCUUAGAGAGGCGAGAGAUUCUUAUUGACAAUUUUGAGCCCCGGGGCCCCAUGGAUGCGUACUUUCUUAAGCAGUUCGAGUCGAGGCAUUGUUUCCAGGAUCUGCGAUGCGCCUGCGAUAGCCUCGUGCAGGUUCUUAAAGUGCCCCGCAGCCUCUGGAACAUGGCCACCUUAAUCCAGAGGCUCAGAAGCCUUCGCGUCAGCGUCGUCACAUCCGUUCAGACCAACAUGCACGUCGAUCUGGCGAGCUACGAGGAGAGACGGCAAGAAGAGGAGGAUGCGCAGAGGAAGCGCCAGGAGAUGCCCAAGAAUAUUCUACAGGCGCAAGGGGCGCUCAAAGCCUUCCCGCAUUCCGUCCGGCGCAACUUCAGCUCCUUCGGCGCAGGAAGCCACCCGCUCGCGCCCCCGGAGCUGCUUCUGCGCUCCCUUCCUGCGCCGGCGCAGACGAGCCGCGCGACGGAGCCCUCGGACGAGCCCGUCCUUGACCCGGAGCUGGACCUGAACCGGUACCUGGGGAGCGAUCGGAACUGCGCGCUGCCGAAAAGAGACGCGUCGCCGGCGCGGCCGUCGGCGACGACGACGUCGUCCGAUUCGUCGUUGUCCCCGAUGACGGAGACGACAACGACGACGUCGUCCGAUUCGUCGUUGUCCCCGACGGCGGAGACGACGACGGAGACGGAAGCCUUCUUUGCCGACGUGUUGGCGAACCUGGAGGCGUCGCAGGAGUCGCAGGCGCAGCAGCGGAGCAGGCCGACGGAGGACGAGAUGGCGGAGUGGUUCGAGGACCCGAUCACGGGCGAGAUCAUGAGCGACCCGAUCAAGUGCACGGACGGGCGUACGUACGACCGCUGGACUAUUAUCGACCACCAGCUGGUCAAAUGCCCCUACGACGCGAGCAUGGUCGACUUCCGCAUCGCCUUCGACGACAUCGACAUGCGGGCGCGACUCUUCCGCGCCUUCCCCGACAAGGAGCAGGCCUACCGCGCGCGACGCCUGGCGCACCGUCAGACGGCGCUCGACCACGUCCGCCGCGGCGAGCACCGUGACGCGCUCGCCAAGCUCAACCACGUCCUGCAGUGGAACGCGAACGACGAGGAGUGCAAGGCCCAGCGCGACCGCGUGAUGCUCCUGCUCCUGCCCGCGCCCGACGCGCGCCAGCCCGCCUCCGCCUCCGGCGCGACCCCCGCGCCGGCCUCUUCCGGCGCGCGCUCCUCCUUGCGGAGGCGCAUUCGCCGAUGCUCCCUUAUCGGCUGGCUCCUCCGGCUGCGCUCCCGAUGACGUUAGACGGUGAUUGAGGACUCGAGGGGAACUGCAUUCAUGGCAGCGCGAUGAAUCUGAAUCGCAUUGCGAUGGCGCCGCCAGGAGGACGAGACGAAGUGGAGCGAGGCUUGAGCGAGUGGACUUGUUUUGACAUUUACGGGAUUCCUCGUGUGAGCCCUCUUGUACAAAUUCAGAGCCCUGAGGAGUCCCUAGAGCGACGAGUGCUUCAGAUGGAGAGCACGUCGUAGAUAGCCAGCCUUAGAGAUUGAUUGGCCUCGCCGGCAGGGGUAGAUGCUGCAGCAUUCGAAGGGCGGACGAGGAGAAGAGGAGGAGGAGGAUGAGGAGGAGGAAGAAGAUUGGAGGAGAAGAGGAGGAGGUUGGAUGGAUGGGUAGGCAUUGUUUUAUAGAAUGUAAAUAAGUUCGAACAUCCUUCCGGACAGUCAGCCAGUUCAGUUUCUUUCAGCUCAGUUCAGUUCAGCUCUGCUUAGCCCAGCCCAGCCCAGCCUAGGAAGCAGCUCGCUCGCGGGAUGGUGAAGAGAAGCGCGAAUUUUGGCUGCAUGUCGACGGGGAACGCAGCAGCGCGCCAAGCGAGUGAGCGAGCGAUCGAUUGACUUCUGGUGGGAGUGAAAGACGACUGAGUAGGAGUAACUGCUGCGGCUGAGUUUUGAUAGAUUUGGGUCGUGAUGAUACCUUUGUACCGAUGCUUGACUACAUAUGCUGCCCCAGGAAGAGAAGAAGAUUUUGAGUUGCGACGGCAAGCCUUGAAAACAACAACGACAAAAACCAGGGAUACCGAAAGAAAAAAAGCUUAAAAAAAAACAAAAACCUUCUGGAAAAUGGUAGGAUGUAGUACCAUUGUCAUCGCCAUCCCACCGAUGACGAGGGUGGUGGAGGCACGACAAUUUUCUUCUCGACGGAUGAGUAUGUACAUAGAUAGUUAGACGGGUAGAUGCAUAGGUAGACAGCGACAUGCGGUCGCUGUUUUUAACACUGAAAUUGUUCGGAGGGCUAGAAAGUGGAGCGAUGUUGAUUACAAUACCCAGAUGGGAAUUUUCUUGGCCUGGUUGUGUUCCGAGGCUCUCCCUUUCUUGACCACCUCGAUGUGAAGACUAGCAGAACAUAAGGUGAGCAGAGUGCCCGGCGGGAGCUGCAGAAGGAGAGGUGGUCAAGCACUGAUGUGAAAUUUAUGAGUAUGCGACCAAGGAUGGAUCUACUUUGCCGGUCCCCAUGGAAUCACAUCGACAACGGGUCCUUACUAUACUAAUACUUUAUAUGAACUGGCGAAGACCCCAAUCAAUGGCUGGGGUAUACCUGAGAGAUAGAAGAGAUUUCUGUGCGCAAGGAAGAUACUUUAAUCCUAGUUGAAGAUGAAAUUCAUCUAUCACGAGCGAUUCAAUUUGAACUGUCACAUGUUCUAGGUGUUUGAAUAUAUGUGCUAGUCUCAGAGUGACAUAUGGAAAGCGGUUAGAGUUCUGAUCCAUCUCCUCGUGGGUAGAGGAGUGGCUAGAUCCUCGACUCCACGGAGCUGUCUGGUGGAGAUGAGCUUAUGUAUUUUGCACCCAGAAUUCUGUAGAAACUCCCUUCCUAGUCGUAAGAUUGCCCAUUGGGUUGUUCUCUUCGGAGAACGUAACAGCAUCAACGAAUCCACUCACGAACAUAAAAUUUUUAUCAUGUUUCCUCGGGUACUUGAAUUUUCCGUAAACUGCGAUCCUUCUACACGGGGGUGAAUUUCACCAACGAAAGCUCUCUUGCUCUCUCUUGCACGCGAUGCUUGAAAACAGCUACACGCGUCUAUAUAUC
Messenger RNA from Marchantia polymorpha subsp. ruderalis, 4137 nucleotides. NCBI's taxonomy places the organism in Eukaryota, Viridiplantae, Streptophyta, Marchantiopsida, Marchantiales, Marchantiaceae. The record is from the annotation of a GenBank genome assembly.